UUCCCGCUCUCUCAGCACUGACCCUCUGACAGUGCCCGCUCCCCCAGCACUGACCCUCAGUGUGGAACACCUUCAGCAUUGCUCUACAGUAGUGCCAGCUGGGAUCUUUAUGCUUAAAUCUCGAGUGGGAUUUAAGCUAACAAUUUUCUGAUUCUGAGACAGCAGUGUUGUCACUGAGCUACGUAUAUACUGUAUGCGGUCCUUGAUGCAAGAAAGCCAAACAUUUUUAUCAUAAAAAGCUGCUUCUUUCAAUAUAACAUUUUGCUGAUAGAAGUUCAGAUGCUUUUAAUAAAAAAUGAACAAAAGAAGUUAUUUGUGUGUGGUUAGUGUCUUCAGUAUUGGACAAAAGCUUCCAUUCUGUCUUCUGCCUGCUGCCUCCUGCCGCCCUCUUCUCGAAUGUCUCCCCGGGGGAAGGAUAUUAUUUUUCGGUUAGAUCUGGGCGCCACGCCACCCCCGCCUCCUCCCCCGGACGGACACGCGUCAUUCGCCAACCUCUCUCUCGUGUAGGAGGCAUGAACCGAGCCGGGAAUAUCCAGAACUCUCUCCAGCAAAAGAUCAACAGACAAAAAACAUCCAUCAGUUACACGGCAGAUCAGAAAGUAGCAACGGGGUGGAAGCGGCACAGAGAUCAGGUCUUCGUUCAUUUUAGUCAGUGGGUGCUCCCAAGGACUGAGAUCUCACAGGAACUAUCCAACAUCACAUCAGCCGGUCUGACCGCCAGAGUCCGCAGGACAACUUUAAUCAAGAAUCAACAUUAAGGUUCAGCAGCGAGUCCCCCGCAAUGUCUUUGCCACGGACCCUUGGUGAACUGCAGCUGUACCGUGUCCUGCAGAGGGCCCAUCUGCUGCCCUAUUAUAAUACCUUCAUCCAGCAGGGAGGGGAUGAUGUGCAGCAGCUCAGUGAGGCGGGUGAGGAGGAGUUCCUGGAAAUUAUGUCCCUGGUUGGCAUGGCGACGAAGCCUCUCCAUGUGCGAAGGCUCCAGAAGGCCUUGCAGGAGUGGGUCGUGAACCCAGCCGUUUUCAACCAGCCUCUGGCCUCUGUUCCCCUCAGUAGCUUCUCUGCGUCGAAACUGAUUAAUGCAUCUUCACGGGAGUCAAAGAAGAGACCGGUCAGCAGCAGCAGAGGCGCUACUCCGGCAAAGCAAGGCAAACAUCUGCAAAGCUUCAGCACUGCAUCAGCAAGGAGCAUCAGCCCCAACUCCCCAUCCGAUGGGAGGGAGAAUUUCUCAGUGCAGUUUUCUGGUGAAGAGUGCCAACCGCCAGAACCUGACAGCAGCGUCCCAGGCAACGACCCCACAUCUCCCCGAGAGAGCCCCACCCAACUGGACCUUGACACAGCGCAGACGAUUACAGACAGCGUCCGGCACACGAUGAAGACUUUCCCCAAAAGUUACCACGAUGAAUUUUUGAAACUGAAUAAAAAGUUUGCAAAAUCCGUCGGUCUCAUCUUCCGAACGGAUGACAAUAAUAAUCCCGCGAAGGAGGAGGAUAACAGGAAGUCCGGUGGACGAUCCGAGUGGAAGCGCGGGAACAGCAGGCAGCUGUCAAAAUACGAGUUGACCAGCAAUGAGGCGACCGCUCCGUUUUGCAGGGUGGAUAGCAACUUACUGAUCGGGAGAGUCGAUUUUCUUUCACUGGCUCGACUGGUGGCUCAGAGGCAAGCACGAUUAAACUCCGAUGAAGUUCAUGGUCCCACUGUGAAGAAUAUGAAACUUGAGCACCAGCUAGAAUCUGACUUGAAGCACGCAAUGCUGAUACAGAGUCAAACUGAAUUGAUCAAACACCAAAGGAAAGCUUCAGCAGGGUCCAGAUGCAACAAAGAGGAGGAUACUGGCAGCCUAUUCAGGGAUAGUCUCUCUGGACAAAUGGAAGAAGCAGAAAGUGGGGAAUAUCUGAAAGGUAACUAACUGCCACUCAGCCUCUAUUAUCAUUGAGAAGGUACUGAAGACAGUGAAAUAAUGAAACCAAAGGACGUAAUAAAACCAUAAAAUUAAAAGCUGCAGCAAACGGAUAUGAACAUGACCACAUCAGGAUUUAAUGCUCACCAUUUUCUCAGAUCUCUCAGGGAAUGCAUGGACCUACACUGUCAAGCAAAUUGGAAGUUAACUCCUCCACUUCAAUUUGAUUUUUGUCUAAUUCUACUUUUGGAAAAUGGCAAAUGAGGCCUGUGUUGCCACUGCACUGUGGAUUGGACAGAUCAGGUGCUUCUGUAAAUGGGAUCUGGGCCAUUCCGCAAGA
Messenger RNA from Chiloscyllium plagiosum (whitespotted bambooshark), 2237 nucleotides. Its product is annotated as NGFI-A-binding protein 2-like. Gene Ontology annotation, biological process: negative regulation of DNA-templated transcription. NCBI's taxonomy places the organism in Eukaryota, Metazoa, Chordata, Chondrichthyes, Orectolobiformes, Hemiscylliidae. Gene Ontology annotation, cellular component: nucleus. Gene Ontology annotation, molecular function: transcription coregulator activity; transcription factor binding. The record is from RefSeq and is a predicted model, not a curated record.